AUGUCACAAAAUAAAGGGCCACCUGGUGUGGUGAAGAAAUGGGCGGAGAAUACAGAUUGGUGUGAUACGUCAUUAUGCGGGAAGGGUGACAAACAAAGAAAAGAGGAAGAGGAGAGGAGAGUUGUUGAUGGCCGGGUGGUUUGGAUGACGUCAGUGGGAAGAGGAGGGAAAUUAUGAAUAGGGUAGAAUAUUCGGGAAGACUUGUGGGUUAUCCAGAAUAUUCUAGAGACUUUUUUUUUUGAAAAAGUGCCAAAUGUUUGUUAUUGUACUUUAUAUAAAGGGUGAAAUGUUUUCCAAAAAAAGUUUUCAGACUUCAAAAUCUUAAAAAGUAUACAUAAUUACCCCUUGACUUUGUCAGCGAAAAAGUGGUUAAAGACAGGUGUUGAGAUAUUAUCGUAUAAUAUACUAUUUUUUCUGGAAGAGGAUUAGUUGUGACAUUCGGAUACAUAAAUAUCUCGAAAAUAAGUAUAUGUAAAAGAACAAAAAGGAAAAUAUCAAAUAAUUUUGGAGUUGCAGAGUACAUUUUUGCGAUAAUUUUCUGUGAAUGUCGAAUUAUAUAGUCAGCCAAGUGUGAAUUUCAAAUUAAUAUCAGCAAAAAACCAAAAAUCGUGAGAGAUUCGAGAAUUUUCUUGGGGGUAAAUUAAAUUCAAAGAAUUUUUUUCCAGCAAAAAUCAUUAGUUUUAAAAAUAGUACAGAUUAACUAGAUAAUGGAUUAUUUCCAGCCGUUCUAAAGGAUUAUGAAAAAAAAAAUGAAAUAAGUUUCAUUUUUUUUCGGCACCUAGAAAUAUUUAUUAAUACUAAUUGGUUUUUUUCAGGAGAAUGUCUCGAGAAAAAUACUCACGAAGUUGGAGAAAUUCAUGCGUCAUUCAAAUGUCGUUGCCAACAACCGUGUAAUCAAACUAUAUACACAAUUUCAUAUUCUGAAGCGAAUUGGCCAUCACAGGCUUUGAAUAUUACGCUGGGACAUUGUGAGAAAACUGCCGAAGAAUGUAAUGAAGAAUAUCAGUGAGUUUUGAAAUGUUUUAAAUGACAGACAAGGUGUCAGACAAGAAAAACAAUGACUUGAAGUCAAACUUGUCUGCUCAAAAUAGUUUAGAAUUUUAUAAUUUUUCAAUUAUGGGCUGUGUUGCUUUCUCAGAGAGGACUGUUCUGUAGAAAUGUUGAAUUCAAUCUUUUGGAACAGCGAUAUAUAUUUGUGAAAAUGAUUCAAAAAUCUAGAGAAGAAGCCUGUGACCCUGAACCUGAUAUUUUUGGUAUUUUCAGAGUCUUAUCAAUAUUCAUUUUUUCAAAUACAAACCAAUCUUGCCAGAACAAAAUUUCAAAAAAAAAGCAAUUUGUCAUUUCCAAAAAAACAUCUUGAUACAAAUGAACACAUCCAACCAAUUCAAAAAUCUUUUCAAUUUUCCUACUGUCAAUCUGUUCAUUUGAUGUUGAGUGACACCUAUUUUUUUGCCUUUGAAAAAUAAUGGGACAUAAGGAAAUUAACAUUUUUUUGUUUCUUCAGAGAAAACGCGGCCAUGUUGGAAGUAUUUUAUGAAGCACUCAAUUUUGAAGUUCUCACUGAAUCUGAAGCAUAUGGGGUAGGAAAACAAAUAAUAUUUUAUAAUCGGAAUACAAUCUACUGUUUUUUAGAUUGUCAAAAUGAUGGCCGAUUUUGGUGGACAUCUUGGUUUGUGGUCUGGAGUUUCAGUUAUGACAUGUUGUGAAUUUGUUUGUCUGGCAUUGGAAUUGUUAUAUAUGGCGGUGGCUCAUCAUAUAAAAAUUCAAAAAAUGAGAAUCAAAAGUAGCAAGGAGCAAGAUUAA
Molecule: messenger RNA, 1803 nt
Organism: Caenorhabditis angaria
Lineage: Eukaryota; Metazoa; Nematoda; Chromadorea; Rhabditida; Rhabditidae
Source: the annotation of a GenBank genome assembly